Molecule: messenger RNA, 15591 nt
Organism: Acanthaster planci (crown-of-thorns starfish)
Lineage: Eukaryota; Metazoa; Echinodermata; Asteroidea; Valvatida; Acanthasteridae
Product: IgGFc-binding protein-like
Molecular function (GO): calcium ion binding; protein binding
Source: RefSeq, a predicted model, not a curated record
UCAUCCCUGCGAGGAUCUCUUUGGCCCGGAGUUAGAAGCAGAUGAAGUGGCCAUCCGCUUUUUUGCCGUGUUCUCGGAUCCUGAGGGCCCCCUUGGAAGGUGUUUCGAAGAGGUUGAUCCCUCUACAUUCCUAGCAGAUGCACUGUACGACUGGUGCGCUGCCCGGCCGGACCCCAGCAGUGCCUGCAGCAAUGCCCGCCAGCUAUGCCUCACAGUGCCAGGCCAUAGGCAUCGAGGUCAGGCCUUGGAGAACGGAGGAAUUCUGCCCUCUGAAGUGUCCAGACAACUCCAGGUACAGCCCAUGCAUGAGCGCCUGCCCCAGGCUGUGUGGUGAGGAUCGGCUGGACAACUUUGUAUGCCUCUUGCCCUGUGUGGAGGGCUGCCAGUGUGAGGACGGACACGUCCUGGACGGUGAUCAGAGAUGCGUACCCGAAGACCAGUGUGGCUGUUACUUUGAAGGCCUCUAUCACACAACCUCUGAGAUCUUCUUGAAUAGCAACUGUACAAUGAGGUGCACCUGUGCAUCGGGACAGCCAGUUUGCCUACCAUUCAGCUGUGCUGGCAACCGCUUCUGUGGUACCGUGGAUGGGGUCCAUGGAUGCUUUUGCAAUGAAGGCUUCAUAGAUAAUGGAGACAUAUGCGUGGAUGACCCCUGUGAUCCCAAUCCAUGUAACAAUGGACGGUGUGUACGUGAUGCAAGGCGGGCUAGUGGCUAUUAUUGCGUCUGCUUCCGAGGCUCUGGAGGAUAUAACUGCAGCGAGCGAAGCCAAGGUCACUGCUAUGCUCAUGGAGAUCCCCAUUAUCGUUCCUUGGACGGUGUCAACUUCAACUACCAAGGGGGCUGCAAGUACGUCCUGCUUCAGCCCUGUGAUCCUGGCAAUGGUCCCGCCUUCCGCGUAAUCCAGGAGAACCAGAAAGUGAGAGAGAGUGGCCAGGGGCCUUCACGUACCAGGGCUGUCUACGUUGAGAUCGAUGGGACGGUGUUUGCCUUCAAACGAAACAGGAAAUUGUACGUCAACGGUGUUGAAGCCAAGCCCCCUGUGGUUGGGUUUGGAGGCCUUCAAGUCAUUAGACGGGGCAAAUACCUUGUAAUGGAAACUCCCUUUGGUCUGGAGGUUCGGUGGAACGGACGCUAUGAUGUUGAUAUUUCACUGUCAUCAGAUUAUUUCAACAACACCUGUGGCCUCUGUGGAAACUGGAAUGGUAAUACCGAGGAUGAAUUUGGUGAGUUUGAAACCCCGGAGGCUUUUGGCAACAGCUGGGCGGUCGAGGGGCAAGACUGUGAAUCCGAUGAGGAGCCGACACCAUUUGUGUGCCACCCCAACCCAGUCGUGCUUGUCCUUGUGCAAGAAGUCUGCAGCAUAGUCUACUCAGAUACGUUCAGCUCCUGCUCUAGCCUUGGUCUUGCGGACAGUUUUUAUGAAAGCUGCGUUUUUGACCUGUGUACUACCUACCCGGAGUUUCCCAACUUCUGUCCCAGUGUAUCAUUCUAUGCAGACGUGUGCCAAGAAUCAGGGCUCCCAGUCGGCAUUUGGAGGAGUCCACAAGUCUGCCCACUUGAAUGCCCUGAACACUCCCACUACAGUCGCUGCAUGUCUGCCUGCCCGGCGCGCUGCCCUAACGGCACUGCCGAGUUUUGCCCUUUUCCUUGUGUGGAGGGUUGCGAGUGUAACGACGGAUACUUGCUCAGCGGCGACGAGUGCGUUCGGCAAGAAGAAUGUGGUUGCAGUGGGCGUUUCUACUUGGAGCCUGGCGAUUCAUAUGUCAAUGAUAAUUGCACCAUGCUGUGUACCUGCGACGGGCCAGGAACUGUCAGCUGUGUGGCUCAGUCUUGUCAUGAGAAUGCGACGUGUGGAGUCAGGGAUGGUCAGCAUGGCUGCUAUUGUAAUGAGGGCUACUACGGAGACGGAUACGAAUGCCAACAGGAUCCAUGCUACACCGGAGAGGAGCAUUGUUCGGAUAAUGGUGAAUGCGUCAGCGAUGGUGACGGCAAUUUCCAUUGUGCAUGUCGCCGAGGCUGGUCGGGAGAGGAUUGUAGCACUGGCAUGGCGAUCUGCUCUGGUCAUGGGGAUCCGCACUACACGAGCUUUGACGGACGCAGGUUCAAUUACCAGGGCAAGUGUCGAUACAUUGUGUUCAGGAGCACCUUGAAGGAUGAGGAGAUUCCGUUUGAAGUGGUUGCCCAGCACAGGCCCGCCCGCAGGAACCGCCGAGUAGCCCUGACGGAGGAGCUUCACAUUAUUGCUGGAGAUGCGCGAAUUGAACUUCUUCAAGACCGCGAAGUACGAAUCAAUGGGGUUGAAUUCAAUACACCUGUGUACCCUUUUGAAGGAGUAUCUAUCAAGCGAGUCGGAAAACAACUAGUACUCCAGACAGACUUUGAUGUCAAGCUGGAAUGGGACGGCACCAACGCCUUCUCCAUUGAGGUAUCCCCAGAUUACUUGAAUCGUACUUGGGGCCUGUGUGGCACGUAUGACGAGGAUCCAGAUAAUGACUUCACAACGCCAGGAGGACGAGUGGUUGAAGACGAAAACAGCUUCGGCAACAGCUGGGUGUAUGGUCAUGACUGCAAUGAAACAGAGCCCCCGGGUGAUUCCUACAACCCCUGUGAAGAAAACAGUGACAGUGUCAACCUAGCUACGCAACUCUGCCGCAUCAUCACUCAAGAGAAUGGUCCCUUUAGGGAGUGCCAUGAUGACAUCAACCCUCAGGGCUACUAUGAAAGCUGCCUGUAUGACCUGUGCAGCACCCUGCCAGACAGAGGUGCGUUGUGCGAGGACGUGGCCAAAUACGCUGACGACUGCCUCUGGGCCGGGGUGGAGAUUGAAGAGUGGAGACGUGAAGAUUUCUGCUCAUUCCGAUGCCCCGCUGGCUCCAGCUACAGGCUGUGUGCUCCCGGCUGCCCAAUGACGUGCAGAGACAUGAGAGACAGUGGCCGUAGCAACUCCACAGGCUGCACUCAACCCUGCCGGGAGGGGUGCCAGUGUGAGGAAGGCACGGUGUUGAGUGGUGAACGCUGCGUACCCCCAGACCAAUGUGGCUGCUACCAUGGAGGAGCCUAUUUUAUGCAAGGAGAGCACUUCCUGACUGCUGACUGCAAAAUGGGAUGUGUAUGUAACGACAGUGAAGUCCAAUGCGCCCCCAUCGCAUGCCACGAAAAUGCUGAGUGCAUCCUGGAAGAUGGCGAGAGACGAUGCCGCUGCCAGGAGCCACUGAUAGGGGACGGAAUCGAAGAAUGCAACUUAAAUCCUUGCACAUUUGACCCGUGUGAGAAUUUUGGUGUCUGCCAUCCCGUGGGUAGCGAUGACUACUGGUGUGAAUGCACCGAGUUUUGGACUGGAAAGAGUUGUGAACUGCGACGGGGUGUGUGUCUUAGCUAUGGCACUCAACACUUUGUAACUUUUGACGGUGCGUCCCUCACAUUUGAGGGAGAGUGUCACUACGUUCUGGCCAAGACUUGCCCAGAUGAUGUUGAGCCAUCGUUUCAGGUCAUACAAGAGAGCACACGCUUGACCCCUCUCUCCUCAGGAAUAGAGGCCAUCCAUGUCCUCAUUGACGACAAGAAAAUCACACUUGGCCGUAGACGUUCUGUAGAGGUGAACGGAUUGGAGGUUGAAUUACCGGUGUCUGAAGAUGGGAUUGAAGUUCGAAUCAGUGGCAUGAAUGUGGUCUUGAGGUCUCCCAUAGGCCUCGAGGUUGCCUUUGACGGCUGGCACGCUGCAUCUGUCAUCGUCCCGUCCAACUUUACUGGCAGAUUGUGUGGUCUCUGUGGGAACUUUGAUGGUUCCUAUGCUAAUGACUCUUUCAUCAGGGGAAAACCCGCAUUAGAAACUGACGUUGGCAACUUCUACCGUGUCAAUGAUGAUUGUGCCGUUCCCAUCGAACCUCCCCCGACAGUUUCACCGUGCGACAGCGUCAGCCCACAAGCCCUCAGUGAAGCGUACGCAUUCUGUAAUGAGGUUGUUGAAGGACCUCUGUCAAGGUGUGUGGACAUGCCACAGGUUUUCAAGGCCAGAUGUUUAUUCGAUGCCUGUGCUUCCAGACUGAACCCGUACCUGAUCUGUCUUCACCCGCUGACCGUCACCAGGCAUUGCAGAAGGUUUGGUGUCCGGCACGAGCCUUGGAGGAGUUUGGACUACUGUCCCGUUGACUGUCCGGAGGGUUCCCACUACAAUCCAAGUGCCUCCCCCUGCCCUGAGACUUGUGUAGACGUGCGCAGGAACCAGAGGCCACGCUGUGAGCACGAGAGGAGGGUGGAAGCCUGCGAAUGCGAUGAUGGUUAUGUCCUGAGUGGUCCACACUGUGUCCCAAGGGAUGACUGCGGAUGCUACCAAGUCCAGACCGGGAAUUAUUACGAGGAAGGCCAGGUCUUCAUGAAUGAAGAGUGCUCCUCGUUGUGCACUUGCCAGUCUGGUUCCUUGAACUGCGUACCAGUCAGCUGUGAUGAAAAUGCAGAAUGCACCGUGUCAGAUGGCCGUCGUCGGUGUGAAUGCAAUGAUGGCUACCUGGGCAAUGGAAUGGAAUGCCAAGCAUCCCCUUGCACAGAAGUGGAUUGUCUGAACAAUGGGACUUGUAUCCCAGGACCCAAUGGGACGUACGGCUGCCUCUGCCAGUGGGACUUUGCGGGAGACUAUUGUGAGCAAGAAGUUAAACAUUGCAUUGUGUAUGGUGUUCCCCACUAUACCACCUUCUCCUUGGUGUCCUACGCCUUCCAAGGGGCGGGCCAGUAUUACCUCACUAGGGCUUGCAACGAGUCUGCCAUGCCGUACUUUGAGGUCAUUCAGCAGACAGAGAGAAUUCUUCAAAACCCGCGCUUCACCAUAACCGAGGCAAUUCUGAUCCACUUCCAAGAUGUGGAAAUUGGCCUGCACGGUAACUAUCGAUUGACAGUAAAUGAGCGGGAGAUCUUGCCUCCUUAUCGCCAGGGUGACCUCUUUGAAAUCUCAAUGAUGAACAAUCGAGUGAUCGUCACCACCAACUUUAACUUGACUGUCGAGUGGGAUGGCUUCCACUCCUCCAUUGUGACACUGUCCACAGACUGGGCCAGUGAAAUCUGUGGACUGUGUGGAGACAUGGGUGGACCAGUCGAUGGCGAGAUUGCAGCUCAUCUCUCAAGACCUGGAAGCAUAGCUGCCUUUGGAGAUCGGAACAUUGCCAAUCCCGGAGACUGUCCCCCAGCCACCAAACCAAAUAUAAUUCCUGACUGUUCGGAUGAAGAGUCUGAACAAAUCAGACCGUUCUGUUUGCCGUUAGUUAAUGAAAGGGGACCAUUCCGUAGAUGUCCAAGGGAACUGGGUACUGUCGCUGCCAGCGCCUGUCUGGAUGAUAGCUGCGCUCUGGGCCAUGACGUGGUCACACCGAUCUGCCAGUCAUUCUCUAUCCUCACCAAGUUGUGCCAGCGACUGGGCAUUGAGGUGGACCGGUGGAGGGUUGACGGCUUUUGUCCCGUCACCUGUCCCGAGCACUCAGAGUACAAAGUGUGCGCUAAUGCCUGCCAGAGGCGGUGUGGUGGCCCCGUGCGAUUGCCCGCCGAAUGCCCGUUCAACUGCGAGGAAGGCUGUGAGUGCGAGGACGGCUACGUACUGGACCACGACAGCAGAUGCGUGCGGCCGAACGACUGUGGCUGCAUGGAUCAGGGAUACUACCACCUGAAUGAAGAAGAAUAUUACCGAGAUGGUUGCCAGGAGAUAUGCCAGUGUGUGCGCGGGGAACCGGUCUGCAAACCAGUGGCAUGUCACCAUAAUGCCACAUGCGGUGUGCAUGAUGGCGACUACGGAUGCUACUGUAAUGAUGGAUACCAUGGCAACGGGACCGAGUGCAGGGAGGAUCCAUGCUACCCCAAUCCAUGUGAGAAUGAUGGCAUCUGCACCAUCCAGCGAGGAGAAGGACCACCGUAUCAAUGCUCCUGCGUGGGACACUGGAGGGGAGACCAUUGUAACCAAGGUGUCAAGUCAUGUUCAGUCAGUGGCCACACCCACUACGACAGAUUUGACGGCCAACCGUUUGACUUUUACGGUGGCUGCAAGUACGUAUUGGCACGGCCCUGUGCAGAAGGGGACAACUCCUUCCGAGUGAUUCUGCAGAACGCACCUGAUGAUGAGUUCCCUGCAUUGUCUCGCAUAGAGGCAGUUCACAUCUCCAUCGGUGACCAGACUGUUACUCUGAAGCAAGGCAUGGAAUUUGAAGUGAAUGGAGAAGAGCAGCAUUAUCCCUUCAAUCAGACCGGAAUCCACAUCAAUCAGUAUGGAUGGAUUGUGAGAGUGACCACUGAUUUGGGCCUCACCGUGUCCUGGAAUGGCCGAGACCUUGUGGAUGUCACGCUGCCGUCUGACUUUGCUCAGAGCACGUGUGGCAUCUGCGGUGACAUCACCAAUCCCAUGGAAGGCUUUGGAGAGUAUGAGAAUGCUCGGGAGUAUGCCAUGGCCUCGGUCCUUGACAGCCAGGAUUGCCAGCCUCCAAGGGAACGCUUCGAACCCUGUGAGGAACACACCUGUAAUCUCCAAGAAGCUGUUGAGAAAUGUGCACUUUUGUUAUCACCAAAAGUGGCCUGUCCCCCUGGGUGGUUCUCCCCACCGGGUGAGAGGAAUGUUCACGUGUGCUACUAUGUCAGGAGACCCGAGGAGCCCUUGACCUACGCCGCGGCUUAUCAUGAGUGCGCCAGCAAGGGUGGCCGGCUCUACGAUCCUGCCACUGAGCUGGAAGCGUUGAGCUUCCGAAAUGCCACAGCAGAGAGACACGAUGGCUCAUACUGGCUGGGAUGCUCAGACGCCGAGGAGGAAGGAUCGUGGUCAUGCCACAGGGAUGAUCACUCCUGGUCCAACGAGUCCCAGAGUGGAUACUGGUCCUGGGAUGAAGACCAACCCGAUGACGGAGGUACCCUGCUUCUACACGAAGACUGUGCCAUGGUCUUUGAUCAUGAGCACUGGCGAGACGUAUCCUGCCAUGCACAGGCUACACUGCUUGUCUGUCAGCUGGAUAGCCCACGGGAAUAUCUGACUCCCUUCAAGAAGUGCCAUGAGGUGGUACCACCUUAUCCUUACUUCAUCGGCUGUAUCCAAAGCCAGUGUGCCACGCUCCCCGACGACAACAGGCUGUGUUCAUCAAUUACUGCAUACGCCAACGUGUGCCGCCUCUAUGGGGCGCAUGUAGGUCUUUGGCAGUCCCGCAAUUUCUGCCGGCCUGAAUGUCCUGAGGGUUCCUUCUGGAGUGACUGCGUCAGCCCCUGUCCACCCACUUGUGCCAAUCCGGACAGGGCCUGCCCUCUGCCUUGCAGGCCGGGCUGCGAGUGUCGCCAGGGCUGGGUUCGCCAAGGCCAUCGGUGUGUACCUAGAGAGCAAUGUGGCUGCUUCAUGGAAGGCAUGGGCCGGUUCAUUGAGCCAGGGGAUGGUGUUUUCAAACCGGAUUGUGCCGAGCUGUGCCACUGCCGUCCUGGCGGGGAGCUAGAUUGCCAAGAGGUUAACUGCACUGAUCAUGCCUCGUGCGUUGCCAAUGAGCGCAGUGGAGACCUCACCUGCCAGUGUGAGGACGGGUAUGCCUUCAUGAACAAUGAGUGCCAACCGGAUGCCUGCACAGGUGUAGAGUGUGCCAAUGGAGGAACCUGCAUUGCCCGUCAUGGCAUGUACAGUUGCUUUUGUCAGAUUGGCUGGACUGGCCAACACUGUGAAGACGAGGAAGCAUGGUGCCAGGUCCUUGGGUUCUCACACUACUACACAUUUGACGGCACAUCCUACAACUUCUUUGGAGAUUGCAUCUAUCACCUGGCUGGGCACUGCGGGGAGGACGUAAAAAAGCCCUUGUUCUGGAUCCUGGAGAAGAAAGAGAGGCACGUGCUACGAAGGGAGGUGGCCUCCUUAUACUUUGUGGAGGUCCACAUUGAUGAUUGGGUCUUCACACUGAAGCGAGACCAUGUCGUCCUUGUGAACGGUGUUCGCUGGAAUCUGCCAGUCACAAGCUUUGAGGGAGUUCGCAUUGAAUGGAUUGGAAACAGAGUGGUUUUGCACACAGCUUUUGGCUUGCAGGUGUUCUGGGAUGGCCAUAGUGAUGUUGCUAUUCGCCUGCCAGGGGAGUUCAAGAACCAGACAUGUGGCCUUUGCAGCAGCUAUGAUGGGAACCAAACAAAUGAUCUGGUGCCUAAAGAGGGAGAUCAGGUGCAAAGCCCAGCUGAAUUUGGGAAUAGCUGGCUUCAGAAUGAUGAGGAUUGUAGGCCUGAUGAAGGAAACAUCAGCCCUGUCUUCUUUGUCCAGGAUUGUGCGGAAAUUGGUCAGAUCAACAGUUUCUGUGCCAAUCUGUUUCAGUCUUUCUCAGAGUCCUGUUCUGGACCUUACCUAGAGUACUAUUUCAUCCUCUGCAUCGCCGAUAGCUGCUUACUCCGUAACCCUCGGUACGGUUGCCACUAUGCUGCUGAAGCCGUCGCUGAGUGUAAGGCUCAAGGAGGCAGGCCAACGCCCCGAGACAUGCUUCCUGAACCCUGUGGUGUGGAAUGCCCUCCAAACUCUGAGUUCAGCUUCUGUGCCAGUCCCUGCCCCCGCACCUGCGAUGACGUUCGUGGGCAUGAUCGCACACCAUGUGAAGGGAUCCCCUGCGUUGAAGGCUGCAGGUGCAAGGAAGGUUUUGUGCUGAGCGGUGUGCACUGUGUGCCUGAGGAAGAGUGUGGCUGCAGGGAUAGGUUCCUGUACGGAGGAGCGUACUACCUGGACGGCCAGGAGUUUGUGUCUCACGGCUGCAGGGAGAAGUGCGAAUGCGACGGUGGUACCUUCCGGUGCCGGCCCCUAGAGUGCCACUGUCAGUCGGAAUGCACUGCUGAUGACUAUGGGCAGUAUGGCUGCCACUGUGAACAUCCAUAUGUUGGAAAUGGCUCCAUCUGCACGGUGGAUCCAUGCUAUAGCAAUCCUUGUGUCAACGGGGGCAAGUGUGAAGUUACAGGCAACUUCAGUUACGUGUGUGUUUGCCAGCCAGUCUGGACGGGCAUGAACUGUGAAAGAGCGCGCAAAGAGUGCAGUGUGUACGGUAGUCCGCAGCACUUCCGGACAUUUGAUGGAGCCAACUACAACUUCUUUGGCACCUGUUGGUACACGCUGGCCGCCGAUUGUUCAGAGGAGCCCUUAUUCAGGGUGUAUAUCCGGAGCGAGCAGGUGGUAGGAAGACAGGAGCUGACCAAAGUCCAGGAAGUGGUUGUGCAAAGUGGCCACGAUGGCCCGAAGUUUGGCCUGCAUCAGCACAAGAAACUGACCGUGGAAGGGAGACCUGUCAACACUCCUUUUGCGCAUGAGGGCAUUCAUGUAGUGUCAGGCACCCACAUGUUGUUGACCACGCCUUAUGGUCUGACUGUGCGAUGGAAUGGGUAUUUUGAGGUGGACGUCUGGCUAGACACUAAACUGCUGGCCAAUGUGUCGCUGUGUGGACUCUGUGGUAAUGCAGAUGGCAAUGCCGACAAUAUUCUGGAGGAGACACCGGACGGACGAAGGGUCAGCAACUCUGUGGAAUUUGGGAACAGUUGGGUCGUGAAUCCUGAGGAGUGUGAGGACCGCGGGAGUGACGUGGAGAACGCGUGCAAUGGGGACAUUGAAUUGGCCGCAGCACGCUCAACUUGUGCCAUCAUCGUCGAUGAAAAUGGGCCUUUUGCCCAGUGUGGCAAGGAGUUGGACUCAAUGCUGUUCUAUGAUAACUGUGUCUUCUCUCUCUGUGCCUCCGGCAACCCUGACAAUCGGUCACUCAUCUGCGGCAGCCUGUGGACCUUUGAAUCGGCCUGCCUGGACCUCUGCCUGGACGUUGGCCCCUGGAGAGCUCCCGGUUUCUGUGAACCACCGUGCUCGGACGGUCAGGUAUUUGAACCUAGCACCCCUGCGUGUCCCAAGACUUGUUUGGGUGUCAUCUUGGAGGCGAGUCUACCUUGCCCCUUCCCUCACCAAGCAGGCUGUACCUGCGCCCCACAUCUCUUCCUCAGUAAUGAUGAGUGUGUCCCCAAAGAUCACUGUGGGUGCUUCUAUGAAGGGCAGUAUCGCAAGGCAUCGGAGGUCUUCAUCUCGCAUGAAUGCGAAUCUGUUUGCACCUGUCACCCAGGCAACCGCGUUGAAUGCAGGGAGCGAGGAUGCCCCAAGGGUGCCUUCUGUGGGGUCAAAGAGGAGAAAUACGGCUGUCACUGCAAGCCUGGAUAUGAAGAUGAUGGGUGUGGUGGAUGCAGAGCCAAUGCCUGCCACCCUGAUCAAUGUAAGAACAACGGCACCUGUGUCAUCAUAGGAAAGGACGAUUACCUCUGUCGGUGCCCUGCCGGAUAUGGCGGUAAAAAUUGUGAAUCGGUUCUUGCCCGGUGCACUGUGUCUGGUGACCCCCAUGUGGAAACGUUUGACGGAGUCCGAUAUCGUUUUGGUAGCGAGUGUGAGCAUGUCCUUGUGCACAACGUCUUUGAGCAGGAUGUCCCUCAGUUCUUUGUGACCCUGGUCACUGAGAGGUCGGACACUAACCCCAAUGUCACAUCCAUAAAGAUGAUCAGAAUUCUCUCCACUUCCCAGGAGAAUGGCUAUUAUCUUGAAAUCCGCCAAGGCCUGAUCCUUCUCAUCAAUGGUGUCCGAGUUAUCCCUCCGUUGAUAUUGCCUUGGUCUCAGAUACACUUGAGUGGUUCGUGGUUGGUGUUAAUAGACCACACCCUUGACCUGGUCUUGAGGUGGGAUGGUUAUAACCAUCUGGAUGUAUUUGUACAUAGCAAACUCGGUGAAGUUUGCGGGCUGUGUGGAUUCUAUGAUGGCAACAACUCAAAUGAUUUCUUGAAGCAGACUGGCGAAUUUACUUCAGAUGCAGUAGACUUUGCCAACAGCUGGUUUGUUAUUAAUAGCACCUGUGAAGCUGCCGUCGAGCUUCCCAACCAGUGUGGUGGAGACUCAACUUUGAUGGUUGCUGCUGAUAAUGCUUGCAAUGCCAUCAGAGACACCGUUGGCUCCUUGGCUUCUUGUCACAAAGUGAUUCCAUUCCAGCCAUUCUACGACAAGUGCGUCUUUGACGUCUGUAAGUCACUGCCAGACACCUCGGCUCGCUGCUCACACAUCCAAGACUACGCACAGAGGUGCAUCAAUGCAGGGGUGGAUGUUGGCUACCAGUGGAGGACAGAAAGAAAUUGCUUCUCCGAAUGCCCCGAGCACUCCCACUUCUCCCCCUGCAUCGGGUCUUGUCCCCCGUCUUGUCUGGGUGAACUGUUGUACCAAGACCCGCGACAGUGUUUCCCGUACUGCAAUGAUGGCUGUGAGUGCGAUGAAGGCUACUACCUGAGCGACGACCGCUGCGUGCCGAAGGAAGAGUGCGGUUGUCUCCUCCCUAGUGAAAUAUCACAAUUGACUGUCGUACCAGUUGGCUUUACCUUCAUGUUUGACAACUGCGGAAUCCUCUGCAGCUGUGGAGCAGAUGGAGAUCUGAUUUGCUCGAAUGCCACCUGUCACAGCGACGGGCAGUGUCUGAUCAUUGACGGGGUGGAGCAGUGCGUAUGCAACGACAGUCUCAUUGGAAAUGGUUUGGAGUGCAACACAAGUCCUUGUGAAGCAAAGCCGUGCCAGAAUGGUGGAACAUGCAUUGUGGAGGAAAACUUGAGUUACUCCUGCGUCUGCCAGCGGGGCUGGACUGGAACGAACUGCAUGCAAGAAACGUUGUACUGCCUGACCUAUGGGGAUCCCCACUACCGUACCUUUGACGGCAAGUAUUUUGACUUCAUGGGCGAGUGCUCGUACUACCUCUUCCGGCUCUGCGAGGCUGAUUCGACAACCUCCGUGAUUCAGGUCAAUCAGAGAGUGGGCAGCUCGGCCUACACCACCAUGAAAGAGCUGAUCAUCAAUUAUGGGGGCACGGAGAUUAAGCUGGUUCCGGAUGUAGGUGUGGUUGUCAGUGAUGUUGUCCAGACACCACCUUUUAAUGCAACUCCUGUUGUAGAGAUCCGUCGUGUGGGCAAUUACAUUGUUGUAAAAAUCCCUGACCAGUUUGAUCUGAAAUGGGAUGGCCAAUACAGUGCAGACAUUGAGCUGACUGCCGUGAUUGGAUCCACUCAGUUCUGUGGUCUCUGUGGCAAUGCUAACAAUAACACCGAUGAUGAUUUUGAUGAUGGAAAUGAACAGACGGUUGAUACAGCAGUAAGCUUUGGCAAUCGUCAGGUUGUUGGGAACCUACCCUGUCCAGCCAAUGCAACAGAGCAACCUAACCAGUGUGACAAUGCUUUUGAUACUGAAUUUGCUGAUACGGUGUGCUCACCGCUGCUUGAUUCCAGGGAUAACUUCCCAUUCCAAGGCUGUUCAGCAUCAUCGGCUGAGUUCUAUGCGGCUUGCAGGUACGAUGUCUGUGCAGCGGUGCUGGUCGACCCAAGCCUGGCUCUGCCCAUUGCUUGUGGAGUGGUUGCUACCUACGCACAGCUGUGCCAGGACCUGGGUCACGCUGUCAGUGAAUGGAGAAGUGCAAUCUCCUGCACGCAAGAUUGCCCGCGGAAUGCAGAGUACUCCCUGUGCGCUGACCCCUGCCCUGCGACCUGUCGCGACCCUGAUGGAGACAUAUCCCCCUGCAACUUGCGCUGUGCCGAGGGGUGCACCUGUCGAGAAGGUUUCUACCAGGAUGGUGAUGAAUGCGUACCUCGAAGUCAGUGCGGUUGUCAGUAUGAUAAUGAACAGAAAUAUCUCCGGUUGAAUGACGAUUACUACACCAAUUCCUGUACCAUGCGAUGCACCUGCUCCGAUGCGUUUGGCGAGGUUGUGUGCUCCCCUGCUGCAUGCCACGAGAAUGCCACAUGCACUGAAGUCAAUGGCAUCCAAAAGUGUGUCUGUGAUGAGGGAUUUGUUGGCAAUGGUCAAGAUUGCGUCUUUGAAGAGUGUGCUGACAGUCCUUGUGCAGAAGGCUCACAGUGUCUGAGGCGAAUGGGCGGUAGCCCAAACUACGUCUGUGAGUGCGCCGACAACAACAGGAUGGGCCAGAACUGUGAUGUCCAAGCAGAAUACGACGCCCGGUACGCAUGUUAUGGUGCCGACUGCGCCUCCACCUGGUUCAAAUCCCCGAAUUACUCACAGCCCUACCCAAAUUCCUGGAAGGGUUUCUACCAGCUCUGGGUGCCGGGUGCCCGCUACAUCAACGUGACCUUCCCGGAGGCGUUUCAGGUGGAGACCGGGAGGGACUACCUGUACCUUGGUCCGGGCUUCCAGUACCCCCUGGGCCUGAAUCAAGGUCCCCUGUCCACCCUGCAGGGGGUAAUAUACCGACUGGAUGGCUACACGUCACCCGGGCCCGUUUACAUCGAGGGAGAUGCCGUGUGGAUGUACUUUGUGACUGACGACCAAGUGAACGCUCACGGCUGGCAUGCCAUGUUGGAAGCAGAAUUUGUGGAUCUUCCAGACACACCAGUUUGCUGGGACGGCAGCGAGACCAGACCCAGUGGGAGCACCUGGGAGUAUGGUAAAUGUGAUGAGUGUAACUGCGCGGCCGGAGCUGUCAUCAAAUGCUCCUUGAAUGCUUCUAAGCCGAUCUCUUGCACGGAAGACAGCCACUGCCCGGCCAGUUCCACCUGCGUGCCGUCUGACCAGGUUCCCCUUUGCGUGACUGAGCCUUGCAGUGGCAUGUACUGCGACGUGGGAACCAUUCAUGCCGACUGUGCCGAGAACCCCUUCUGUUCGGAAGUGACCGUCUCCGCUGAGCUGGCCUCCAUCAUACCUAGUACCACCCUGACCCAACUCUGUGACAGCCUCAUUGCUGCCGCAGAAAUUGUCUCAGUCGCUGAUUGCUUCACCUUUGAAUGCUCCAUUCGCCGUGAAGCUCGCAAGAAGCGAGCAGCGUCGGACGACACAGUGCUCGUGGACAUCUUCCUGGAGAGUGGUUCUCCUAGUACCGGCUCUGCCGCCCCUGUUUCUGAAGACGGCAUGACGCCUGCAGAUGCUCUGGCCCUGUCAGUGUACGAAGGGCUGAGUCUACACAUAUCUGACCCAUCGCUGCCCGUCAACAUCACCAGUGUAGUCUACCUGGGUCCGAGACCAGCUACCAAGGAACCGCCCACAGACAGCACCCUGAGAGUCACCAUCAAAAAGGUCACCACAGGACCUGUAGAAGCCAAUUUGUCUGCCUCGUCUGUUACCAUCGUUGCCGUCGGUUCCUCGAUGAUGAUUCUCCUCGUUGCCCUCGUGUUGACCAUCUGGUGUCGUCGUCGCGGCCGGCAGUCAUCGAAGAAGACUAUGACAUUCCAGACUGGUUCAGAGGAGGCUCACACCAAUGAGGUCUUUGAGAUGGUUGACCCGGGACCAGCCUUCUCCCGUGCCAUUCCAUUGGAUGAUGGCACAGGCCACCAGGGCAAUGUGUAUGGAGUUAAAUAUGACCUGGAUUCCUAACUGUGCCAGAGUCAAAUAUGAAGGCAUAAAUGAAAUAGUUAAAAGGUCUAUAGUUGGGUUAAUGGGAUUGAUUUUGAGUAGCUGAAGAAAUUCAGCACUAUUUACUUUGAGCUAUUUUGAAGUAUUUUAUAAUAUUUUGGUCAGUCAUAUAUGAAGGGACAUGCAAAUCUAGAAUAAGCAAACCAUACUUUAGUGAUGUUCUUUUUUGGCAGUUGCAUAAUUUCCAAUGAGUCAGUUAUUGACAGUUGCUGUCUUUAUUCUGAAAAGACUGAUAGAAACAAUACCGCAUGUGUUGAACUCAUAGCGUGGAAUUCUUGUUCUCCUCAUCAGAGAGACUUGAGAAUUAGAUGUCGUCAUGCUGUGGCCUGUGAUGUCACAUUGUAAUGUGGACAAAAAUGGAUUAUGGAAUGUGUCAUUUAUUUCAGGAUAAUAAAAGCAUUAUGUUUAGUUUUAAAUAAUAAGAUUUAAGGAAAGGUUCUCUUAUCAUAUCAUCUAGAUGUAGAAUUUUUUUUUAUUUGGUAUUAUUGUAAGCAGUAUUUUAUAGCUACAUCUAUAUAUUUGUAUAUUGAUUUAUUACUAAGUGGUAACCGGAUGAGUUUUUUCCAAGUACGUGUACAAUAUUAUUAUUCAAAAGAUAUAGUGAAGGGUGUGUAUUUGUUAGCAUCAGAUUACGUUUUUUAAACAUUGUGAUAAAUACAUAUUGCCCACAUCUUUGGAACAGAUGCAUAACAAAUGCUUGGAAUAUAUAUAACCUUUAGCAGAUUUCAAUUAAGGCUGAGAAAGCUUUCCAGUUGUCUUUUUUGUUCCUUUUGUUUUCUUGUUCUAGUCCUAGACAUUGGAUCCACACAAGUAGCAUUGCUCAUGAUGAAUAUGUCAAUUAAAGGUUCUCCGACUAUUUUCUUGUCAGUUUUGUAUGCUUGUUGUUUAUUUGCUUGUUUCUUUUUAUUUACUUGUCUUUUGUUAAUUCCAAUUUAACAAGAAACAAGAAAGGCGACACUCAGUCUUGUUAUUUUUCAAACGGUUUGUGCACUUUUAAAAUGUGUUUUAGUUUUUGACCUAAGAGGACCACACCAGUGGCAGAUGUACAGUUGUCCCAAAGCAACAACAACUAUUAUUUUGAGCACUUUACCCCGUAGCCAUGACACUCAAGAAAACUGCAGUAGCUGUGAACACAAGAAGCGGUCGAUUUUUGACAUCAGAACCAUCUCCUCACUUUCUAUCUGUGAAAUAAAUUUCAUUAGGCUGUCAUGACCAGUGA